ACUCCGGUGUUAAGAGAAGAACUUGAGUUUCAAGAUUUUUCUUCUGGUUCAGGUGUUGGUGGAAAAAUAGCACAAGAUAAACAGCAAACAUCUAAUAAUAAUUCGGGAUUCAGUGAUGCCACAUUUUUUGACCAAAAUCGAAACACACGAAGUGAACAAAAUGUACAACAUCCAAUUUGGUCGAUUGAAUAUUAUUCUCAAUACUUUGAUGUAGAUACAGAUCAG
Dentiscutata erythropus is the source of this 225-nucleotide messenger RNA. NCBI's taxonomy places the organism in Eukaryota, Fungi, Glomeromycota, Glomeromycetes, Diversisporales, Gigasporaceae. The record is from the annotation of a GenBank genome assembly.